GAACUUGUUACUGGACCUAAAUGUGAUCGUUGCCAGCCAAAUACCUUCUUCCUCAAUGACAAGACCCGCUUUGGCUGCAUUGACUGCUUCUGUAUGGGCAUUACCAAGGCUUGUACCUCGUCCAACUGGUAUAGACAACAGGAAUCUGUAUCAUUCACAAAUGAUCGACAAGGCUUUGAGUUGGUUGAUAAGUUCCAAGAGGUUGUUAUCAGCAAUGAUAUAUAUGUUGAUUCCGGUCAGCAAGAGAUUGUGUUCAGUGAGUUCUCUCGUCUAGGCCAAGAGGUAUAUUACUGGAACCUGCCUCAAAGAUUCCUUGGAGACAAACUUUCAUCAUAUGGUGGAAAUCUAACCUAUAGCCUUCGCUAUGUGCCAGCUCCUGGAGGCCAAAGUUCUGCAAACAGCGCUGCUGCUGUGGAAAUAUUUGGAAAUGACAUCACGCUGAGGCACUUCACAAACGGCCAACUGAGCCGUUCACUACAGGCCACGGUGACUGUACCCUUGUACGAGGACGAAUGGGAGAGACAGGAUGGACAAAAGGCAAACCGAGAGCACUUCCUUAUGGUUCUGGCUGACCUGGAGUACAUCCACAUCAAGGCAACGUACACCACAAAUACUCAGGAAGUGGCACUGAAGGAGGUGAUCAUGGAUCAUGCUGAGCCUCGCAACACAGGCCAGGAACGCGCCUUUGCUGUUGAGUUCUGUGAGUGUCCACCAGGGUACAAGGGACUUUCAUGCGAAGAUUGUGAUGUAGGCUACACCAGGAGAUUGUCGGGUGUUUACUUGGGCGAGUGUGUUCCUUGCGAAUGUAACGGACAUUCUGAGGAGUGCGACCCAGAUACUAGUGUCUGCAGUAACUGCCGAGAUAACACCAGUGGUGAUUUCUGUGAGCUCUGUGCCCCAGGCUUUGUUAUGAACAGGCUCGGAAGGUGUGAACGGGAAGAGAAUGGUUAUGCAUGCAACUGUGACCCCAGAGGAUCAUUGACUGAGUCGUGUCAGUAUGGCAUCUGUCAGUGCAAGGCAAAUGUCCGUGGUGAAUACUGUGAUGCUUGUGAAGCCGGCUAUUUUGAUCUGUCAGAAGAAAACCCUGAUGGUUGUCUGAAGUGUUGGUGCAGUGGGGCCACCUCACAGUGUUUCUCCUCAAAUUACUACAGAACCCAGUUGCCAAUGCAGCUGCUUACAGACCAUGGAUUCACUCUUUCAAACCGACUACGAUCGAAUGUUAUCCGUGAAGGAUUUGGCCUCAACUUAGCGAAUAACGAAAUUUCAUUCGAUAACUUUGACGAGCUGAGUGGGGUAGAAUCAUAUUAUUGGUCACUUCCACAGAUGUUCACUGGAAAUCGUCUUGCUUCAUAUGGAGGAAAUCUCACCAUAACUCAGAGAUAUAUUGCCUUCCCUGGCAGUAACACCUAUGCUGACCCAGAUGUCAUUAUUAGGAGUGCAGGUGGCCUAGAGUUCAUUUGGAUGAUCUCACGUUCCCUUCCACAAAAUGCUCUUCAGACGUACACUGUUCCUCUCAUUGAAACCAGCUUUACCAUGAAUCAACAGCCGGCAUCCAGGUCUGAGUUCCUAAAGGCUCUGUCAUCUAUUGAGGCCAUUUUGGUGCGUGCAACACCAAGCAACCGUAUGAGAGCCACAUUCCUGAGAGACGUUAUUAUGGACACUGCAGUACCAUCAAACACAGGGCAGCCGAGAGCAGUCAAAGUAGAGCAGUGUCAGUGCCCACCAGAAUACAGUGGGCUUUCAUGUGAGCAAUGUCGACCUGGUUACUACAGAGACAUUUUCACCAACACAUGUGAGCCUUGCCGCUGCAAUGGACAUGAGGAGUCAUGUACUCAGCUGCCCAGUGGGGAAGUCAGGUGUAAAUGCUUGCCUGGCUAUUAUGGCAACAACUGCGAAGGCUCAGGUCUAGUGCUAGAACUCAAGCCUACAAAAGUAGUCUUCAGGCGAGAUGAUCAUGAACUCCAUGAAAACUUCACGUGCAUGUACCAUGCCUACGAGCCAUACCGUAUCUUGUUUACCAUGGAGCCAGAGAUGGUAAAGAAUGAUGACCCAUUUGCUCUAAGGGAUGUAAGGUUACCAUAUAAUACCGAGGAGUACAGAAAUGGAGAGAAGCACUUCAUAACCCUACGCCUCAUCAACGGUCAUAGAACAGUAACAUGCCGAGUUUUCGAUGAGAAAAACAUGGAAGUAGCCCAGAUGGUCUCACAAAUUAUAUAUAUUGGUGGAGACAGAAGAGCACGUAUACCAACACCAAGUGUAGAUGAUGGAUCAGUGUCACUUACUGUUACUACGCCAACCAUUCAAGUUGCAGCUGUUGGCUCCACAAUACAGAUGCAUUGCCAAGCACGCUCAUUGAAAGGACCACAGAACCGAGUUUCAGUCACCUGGAAUAGAGCCAACGGAGAAUUGCCUUAUGGCAGAGCACAAGAUAAUCGUCAGGGCUUACUCGUCAUUAGUGAGGUACAAGUCUCAGACAGUGGAACAUACAUCUGUACAGCAUCUGAUGGUUUCCACAUUGUGACCAAGACAACUACACUGGAAGUAGGAGGUGGAAGCACUGGAGUACCACGUGUCACCAUUGAGGAAAGGCGUGAGAUCUUGGAACUGAGGCGUGGUCAGACCCUAGAAGUGCGGUGUUCUGCCCAGGGUAGUCCUCGUCCUCAGGUGGUCUGGUCUCACGGGCCAAACCGCGAACGACUUCCCUUCAAUGUACAGCAACAGAAUGGUGUGCUUAUCUUCCGUAAUGCUGAUGUUACCAGUUCUGGUGAAUACUACUGUACAGCAACAAAUUCUGAGGGAACUAAUUAUGCUCGCAUCAUUAUCAACGUAAUCGAGUCAGGAAGCCAGACAUUACCAGAAAGAGUUCCUGUGAUCAUUGUACAGGUUUCUGAACAAGAGGUUGAAGUGAAUGCUGGUGAAACUGUUCGUGUAAGCUGCAGUUCUCCGAGCCCAGGACAGUUGAGAAUCAAAUGGAGUCGACUCGGAGGAACUUUGCCUUCACAAUCAUCUGAAAGGGAUGGACUGUUGUCAAUCCCAAAUGCCCGUGCUGUUGACUCUGGUAUUUAUGUGUGCCGCAUCAGUGACGAGAGGUCCAGCUUCUUUGAAGAAUCUAGCACUCGCAUCACAAUCAGUGAGACUUGGAAUAUGCCUACAGUCCAGAUUCAGCCAGACCGACAAACUGUUAACCAGGGAAGUGAGGCAGAGCUUACAUGUAUUGUAACUGGAAGUCCUCCACCUGAGAUCAAGUGGUCAAAGGUGAAUGACGAGUUUGGCGUAGGUGUACAAAUUGAAGGGAACGUGUUGAGGAUCGUAAAUGCUGUUGUGAGUGACCGGGGAAUGUACGUGUGCACAGCAGAGAAUGCAGGAGGAGUAGCACAAACUGCAGCCAUUGUGGAAGUAGAACGACGUGAACCUCCAGAAGUUCAGAUCUACCCACAAGUCAAGCAGACCAUUGUGGCAGGGGCAAAUGCCCUCUUCCAGUGCCACCUAAUUGGAGGCAUCCCAACACCCACAGUGCGCUGGGCCCGAACAGAUGGUCGACCACUAUCACUGAAUACAGAAAUACUCAACGGCGGUGUCUUAAGAUUCAACCAAGUCCUAGGUGAUGAAGAAGGUUCCUACACAUGUACAGCUGAGAAUGAUGCAGGGAAGGUGACAGCUGUAGCUGUGCUGGAAAUCCAGUCCUUGCCUGUGAUCACUAUCAGACCGGGGCCAUCACCGUACACAUUGCGAGUUGGUGAGAGAAUGCGCUUGGAGUGCAGUGCACGAGGAGAACCAUCACCUUCCGUAACUUGGCAGAAGCUAGAAGUCAACUUCCCAACCACUGUACCCAGCCAAUCGACAGCUCCAAAUGUUGCCAUUUAUGAAGUUCCAUCUGCAUCAAAGUCUGAUUCUGGCACUUAUCAGUGCUCUGCUAACAAUGCCGCAGGUUUAAGUGAGGAGAGGAUCCAGAUUAUUGUUGAGGAUGUGCUGCCAGCAUUCAAGCCCGGUGGAGAUACCACAAUCCCAGUCACACCUGAAGCUGCUACCAUCUUUGUACCUAUUGGAGGAAACUAUGAGUUCUCAUGCUUAAAUCAAGGCCCAGAUGCUUCCUCCACCAUAUAUGACUUUAGACGUAGUGACAACCGUCCCUUACCAAGGGGCUACCGUAUUGAGAAUGGCGUUCUGUAUCUCACGAACGUUGACCAGUCAGCCUCAGGAGAGUAUGCUUGUGUAGGGUCUGACCGCAUAUCAGGAAGGAUUCUUUUCACCAUCUAUGCCACGUUUGAGGUUAUUGCACCCCCACGCAUCACGCUAGACCCUGCACGACAGAUUGUGCGUCCUGGGGAUCUUGUACGCAUCCGUUGUACUGCCACUGGCCCACAGCCCAUCACCAUCAACUGGUCUAAGGAAGGCGGGUACAUGCCACGCACUGUCAUUAUAAAUGGAGGAGAAAUGAUGUUCCGUGGCAUUGAGACUUCUGAUGCUGGAAGAUACAUCUGUCAAGCUGUAAACAAUGCUGGAACUGCACGUGCUGUUGCAGAAGUUGUUGUUAAUGCUGUCAAAGCAGAAGAUACCCUGCCAGAAUUACCACCAAGUCGAGAAGCCGAGAAACAGCCAGGACUCUUCGAUAUUUUAGGAAUUGGAAUUACUGAGGACAUGUUUUUUGACCAAUUUGAGGACGAUGAAGAAGAUUACUUUGAUUCCUCAUCUACCCCUGAAGAAGGCUAUUAUUUAAGUGUAGGUGGUGAGGAAGUGUGCGAUUUCAUGUGUCGAGAUGAGACAAUAUGUGUUCUCUCAAGUCAGCUAUGUGAUGGUAAACGCAACUGCCCUGAUGGAUCAGACGAAGAAGAGUGCUUAAAAGACACCCUGGCAAAAACUUGUGAGGACUCUCCAUGUGGCGACAAGCUCUGCCUUGCAAAACACCAGAUAUGUGAUGGUAUACCUGACUGUUAUGAUGCUGGAGAUGAGCAAGGUUGCAUUGAUGACAUUUUCGACCUGACCAAAUGCUCAGAUUUCUUCAAAUGUGGUGAUGGAAAAUGUUACCCAUUCUACCUCAACUGUGAUGGCGAGUGUGACUGUAAUGACUGUAAGGAUGAAAAGAUUUGCCUCCGAACCAGAAGGCAUAUCAGAAAUGGUAAUAAAUUUCUUGACAAGCAGUGUUGUUUAUUGCAUUGUGGGUUGGGGCAGCAUUUAAUGUUUAGGUUAUGUGUCAUAUUAGUUUCAAGAUGGUAUAGGGUCAUUCUCUUUAAAUUGAGAAUUGUGACUGUUUAUUACUUCGUACUAGAUAUGUUUGUGUGCAUCUUCAAACUUCAGUAUAAACCCCAUGCAGUCUCUUGGUCAAGGCUUAGAGGCAGCCUUCCUUCAAACGCUGUCACUCGUGGCAAUCUCUUGAGGCUGACUUCCUUAAGGCCAGAAGACAGUGGUCAGUAUCAGUGUCAAGUGAGCGGUCCAACAGGAUUCCUCUCCUCCGUCAUUACCUUAAACGUCAUGACGGGACGACAGACCAUGGAUAUCAGAAUCAUACCCAGUCGCUCUAAUGUAAGAAUUGGAGAUGAUAUUGACUUGACAUGUGAAGUGAGUGGCCAGGCACCGGCAUCAGUCACCUGGAGGAGAAUCAACUCACGCCUUCCUCUUAAUGCUCAGCCACGGGAAAAUGUGCUCAGGUUGAUCAAUGUGCAGGCUAACUAUGGAGGAAUUUACCAGUGUGUUGUCACAACUUCCACUGGAGUCUUUGAAGAAAACUUCCCUCUAGCAAUUCAGGGUGUAAUUUCUGCUGAACGUGUGGACUUCGAACAAAACCAACGAUCAGUCAUGACACGAUCUGUAGCAUUUGGGCUCGGUGUUGUCAUGGAAUGCAAUGUCAACCUAACUCCUCCUGUAUCAUACACCUGGUCUAAGCAGGGUGGUGAACUACCUGUCAAUUCCCUUGUUGAAAAUAAUAUCUUGAAUAUUCCAGAAGUUCAUACAGAGGAUGCUGGAUUAUUUGUGUGUACAGCCAGUAAUACUGAAAGAUCUCUAGACCAAGCCACUUUAUUGGUUGUAACAGGAGUUAUUCCAAGAUUCGCAGAAAAUUCUUACUUAUCACUGCCAACACUCCCAAGAGCUUAUCUUGCCUUCGAUAUCGAAAUCUCGUUCAAGCCAGAGAGUGGUGAUGGUCUGAUUCUUUACAAUAGCCAGCGUGAAAGUCAAGAAGAUGGAGACUUUGUUUCCUUCGGUCUGAGUGCAGGUUAUGCAGAGUUCCGCUUUGAUGUAGGAUCAGGGCCAGCAAUUAUCAAGUCUCGUCAGCCCUUGGCCCUGAACAAGUGGCACACUGUCAAGCUGUCAAGGGACAGAAAGAAGGGUAGCAUGAUUGUUGACGAUGGGGAGCCAAUCAUGGGCAGCAGUGUUGGUCGAUUCCUGGGACUGGAUCUCGUAAGACCGCUGUACCUCGGUGGUGUGCCAGACUUUGACAGGAUCCAUCAAGAGGCAGGAUUUACAACUGGUUACAGUGGAUGUAUUGCCCGGCUGGUGAUUCGAAAUUCUUUAACAAUUGAUUUGAUGAGAGAUUCAAAGACUAAGAUUGGUAUCAGGCCGUGCGAGACCUGCAUUGGCAACCCAUGUCAGAACAAUGGUGUGUGCCAAGAAGCAUACACUGAAGUGGGCCACAAGUGUAUUUGUCCAGCUGGCUUCUCAGGGGGAUUGUGUGAGAACACUGGAGAGGCUUGCUACCCAGGUGUCUGUGGAACCGGUCGCUGUGUAAAUAAACCAGGAGGCUUUGAAUGUUUCUGUCCAUUUGGCAAAUUUGGACAGAGAUGUGAGAGGGAUAUAAUGAUUCAGGAACCAGCAUUUGGAGAUGGAUCCUAUAUUGCUUACCAAACGCCAAGAGCACUUAAACGAUUCUCUGUGGACCUUAACUUUAAACCAGAGAGCUUGGAUGAUGGUCUGUUGAUGUACUGCUCACAAAAGUAUCGUGGAGAAGGUGACUUUGCAUCAUUAGCUAUCCGAAACAAGCGCUUGGAGUUCCGUUUCAACACAGGAAGUGGCACUGCUACUCUGCAGAGUGACCCAUUGUUCCAGGAUGAAUGGGUCGAAGUACGUGCUAACAGAACAGAUCGUCGUGGAUCCAUGACAAUCAAUGGAGGCCAAAUGCAAAAUACAGAAUCCCCAGGUUCAAACAGAGGACUGAAUCUUAUCACCCCAUUGUAUAUCGGAGGUGUCGACAAUACCCGGGUGGAAAUCUCACCUGAAGUUGGAGUGGAACAUGGAUUUAAAGGAUGUGUUAAAGAGAUCAAAAUCAUGGACCAACAAGUUCGCAUGGCAGAAUCACUAGUGGACUCUGCCAAUGUUGGACAGUGUGGAGGUGCCACCAUUGCUUUCUGCAGCACAAACCCUUGCCUCAACAAUGGACAGUGUUCAGAGGAUCCAGGCUCACCACAUGGGUAUUCUUGCUCUUGUCAAGAAGGAUACAGAUGUAGACAUACGUGAAUCAGCAUCAUUCUCUGGAGAUUCUUGGGUUGAGUUUGACAAGCUGAUGUUGCCGCAAGAGGAUGGACUGGCUCAAAAAGUCACCUUUGAAUUCUCUACAAUAAAACCUGAUGGACUGCUCUUCUGGUAUGGGCAAGAACCAACAGUGUCUGGCCGAGGACAGGACUACAUCAGUGUUGCCAUUAAGGAUGGAAUAAUAGAAUUCACAUUUGAUGUUGGCACUGGACCAGCGAUGGUAAGGUCACCGAUUCGUGUUGACGAUGGAGAGCGGCACUCUCUCACAAUUGAGAGGACUGGCAGACAAGGAUUACUCGAGUUAGAUUCUUCAGUGCGUGAAUAUGGACAGAGUCCUGGAAUUCUGCAUAUGCUAAAUGCUGAAGGCAAUAUAUAUAUCGGAGGAGUCCCAGACCUGGCUCUCAUGACAGAUGGAGUUUACACAACAGGCUUCCAGGGUUGCAUUCAUAGGUUGUCCAUUGGCGAAGAACAGUUAAUCAAUUUUAUGGAUCGUGCGCUGUCUGGUGUCAAUGUAAAAACUUGUCCAAGCUUUGGUGGAGGAAGGCACUCCACUGAGGGACGGAACUCAGCCAAUUCUGGUGGGUGGAGCUCAGGCAGUUCUAGCAGUUGGAGCUCAAGCAGUUCUAGCAGCUGGAGCUCAGGCGGGUCUCAUGGAGGGAGGUCUGAAGGUUGGAUCUCAGCUGGCUCCCCUAAUCAGGGCAGUUCACGUGUUUACAACACCUAUGAGAAAAAUCAGUACACUAGGCCUGCUUACAACCGCAGGACUUACAAAAGGACUGAGCAAACAACAAGAAAAGUUUACAACUAAAAGGAUACUCAGAAAUGGCUUUGAAACCGCGGAAGCAGAAUCCGCGGAGGAAGAGGAAAGGGAAGGGGACGCCAAAGGGGAUAGUAUGCAGAAGAAAAGAAAUUACAUUUUGUUGCCAGUGUGAGGACUAGUCUUCCAACCAAUCAAUCAAUGGAAAAAACAAUGAUGCAAGGCAUUGAGACCUAACCCGCCACUCCUCCCUGCCAUCAUCAACCGACCUCAUCAUGUGUCGAGGCGGCAACACUACCCACCCUUUGCAAAACUAAAUGUUUUUUGUGUGUGGAUUAGCAACCACAGCCUUGUAAAAAAAAUUUAAAAGAAUCAUUAGAAAAGAAUAAUGAAAAAUAAAUCACACUCAUAAAAAAUAUAGAGAUAUUUGUCCCUCCAGUUAAACAGGCAAAUAGUAGUAUUGGGUGAUCCAUAGAAAAAUAGGUUCCUAAAGGGAUAAUUGUGCCUUGUUGCAGUGAGCGUGCCCAUUAGGCUAAAAGGUGCAUGCGCCCCCUGCCGCCUCCUAUUGCCAAUAGUCCUACAAUGAUAUAUGUAUCUUCUAAAUAUCCUAGUCCAAGAAAUUCCAGUGUUAUCAAAGAAGGUUGUCCCAGCCAUUAGCUGCAAGACAGCUGAUACAAACUGCCACAAUUUUUUUUGCUCUCUUUUAUUUUUUUCCCUUUUUAUUUUAAUUUUUUGUCCAACCAAUCCAGGGUGUUCAACAUUUCUAUCUCAAAUAGCUUUUGUAAGCACUAAAACUUUAUUUUUAUUAUAAUCAACUUAUAACAGCAAUAUUAUGCACUUCAUGCAAUAUUUGUGCCAAAAGGACACAUUGUUUCUCUAAAUGUAAGUUUGUGAUUGUUGAGACCCUCUUAUGGGAAAAUUGUUGUACUUGAAGCAAUAGUUUUAAAAAGUAAAAAAUAAACAAAACAAAACAAAAAACAAAGUCUGUGACAUUUAUUGUGAUGUGAGAGCUUCUAUGUGUGUCUCCCCAGAUGCUUGGUGGUGUUAUUUGUGACAUCUUGUAACAUGUUGUUGUUUUUAGUGUUAUAUCUAACCUUAUUCACAAUGGUGGUGAGCUCUCAAAAGGUGAAUGUGCUCCCCAAAUACAAUGCUUGUCUUUACUCAUGAUAUAGGUGAGCCUCAUAAAAAGAUUGAUAUACUCUUGUUGAAUAUGAUCAUUAUUUUUCUUUGGUGUGUGUGAAGUUACGACCUUUGGUAAUAUUUUUGCUAAGAAAGGAAAAUGUGAAGAAAACAAUAUUGCCUUGUGAUUGCAUGAAGACCAAUUUGCAGCUUUAUUUCCAUUUUUUUUAUAUUUUCUUUUCUUUUUUUUCCAUUUAUCAUCCUUAUUAUUAUUGUGUUUCAAUUGUUGAUUUCAUUUUCUUCAGCUGACAAUGGUGCUACCAGGAUGAACGUUUACUUCUUACUUAAGAUGUAAAAUAGUUGUGUAACUUAAGUUUAUUAUGUUAAUUAACUUUUGCUAUCAACACUGCCAUUAUGUUCAGACUUUAAUUUGGGUUUGUUUCUAGUAAGGAAAUCAAACUAACGUUAUUUUUAAGUUAAUCAUAGCCUGAUAACUGCCAUGCCCAUAUCUUGAGUCCAGUGUUAAAUAGUCACAACCUUUUAUUGAGUCAGUGUUUUAUGGUUAAGACCCAUAUCAUGAGUUUGAUAACUGUAUAGUGUGUUUUUGUGUUGUGCGUGAUCAGUGAAAUAAGCUUUAGAUUGGGCUUCUUUGAGAAUUUGUAGAAUCAUCAUUUCUCCUGUAUACAACUCGCCUCUAAGAAGCACGGUCGGGCAUAUGGUGUGAGAUCCAUGCCCUUAAGGAUGAUGGAUCAGUUGAUAUCAUACCAUCACGUGCUUCAUCCCCUGUAUUUGCCAAGGUCUUAGGUGUUGAGAUGUCCAUACUGUCAUUUUAAAAAGAUUAUGCACAUGGAAGUCACACAGCUGUCUGUACUCUUUCAUGAUGAAUGUAAUUUAAACAAUGCCCUGUUGUUUUGUAAUAUGAUCAGCAGUCCUUCAGUUUGGCCAUGAUUUUCAUUUAAGUUCUUAGUAAGUAAUCAUAGGGGUCAUGAGAAUCUGUGAACAAGGUUUCUGUUGUAAGAUCAAGCAACAUGGCAUAUUAUUAAGGCAUUUUUUUCUGAAUUGACUAAUUGUUUCUUAAUUUUUAGAUUUUCAACUUACUUGCAGUACAGUCUUGUGGGUUCUCUGAACAAAAAGAAAGGAAUUUAGAUCUAACUAGGGCAAAAAAGCAUCACAUUAAAAUCUUUUAUCUUUCUCCUGUCUCCUUUGCCUCUUAAACAGUCUGAUACGUUACUAAGAUCAAGUUUGAAAUUGGAACAUUAUUUUUUUAUAAUCAUCUAUGUCCUUGCUUACGGUACAACAGUAUCAUUGUAGACUGCAUUUUUCUUGUUGUUUUUAUUGCAGUACUUCACACCCAAAUGUAUAUAAUCAGCCAGUGGGAAGCUAAAACGUUAAUUUUGUGCAAACCAUAUCCAGGAUUACCCGAUAUGCCCUUUGUUCACUUCCUGUGGCUUGGUGUUUCCAGGCCUAGUCUCUAAGCAGCCUCCUGACUGCUAAAUGACUCUACCUACCUCUGUUUAUCUUGAUGAUAGUCACUUGAUUAGCGAGGGUCACAUGCGGUUCAUGAGGACAAAACCAUCGCUUCAGACUCAAACAAUAGUGAACAUGCUGGAUCAAGAUUCUCUACACAACUGCUUCUGCUUUGCAUAGUGGCUGGUAUUCUCUGCUGACCAGACUAGAUGGUGUUCAGAGCAAAUACACCACAGCCACUGCUGCUGCUUCAGUUGAUGCCCUUUAGAUGUAGCCCAGUUCUCAGAUAUUGUGUGGGUGUUAUGUGGUGAUGCAAUCCAUUAAAAAAAAGGGAAAAAGAAAAUUAAUCUCUACUUUUUAGAAGUUGUGUCUGAGAAAUAAAGAUAGAGUAUAA
Messenger RNA from Penaeus vannamei (Pacific white shrimp), 11198 nucleotides. The record is from RefSeq and is a predicted model, not a curated record. NCBI's taxonomy places the organism in Eukaryota, Metazoa, Arthropoda, Malacostraca, Decapoda, Penaeidae.